Molecule: messenger RNA, 1371 nt
Organism: Hypomesus transpacificus
Lineage: Eukaryota; Metazoa; Chordata; Actinopteri; Osmeriformes; Osmeridae
Exons: 7
Coding region: 148-1035 (295 amino acids)
Source: RefSeq, a predicted model, not a curated record
AGAGAAGCGCCGUCCCGACUCCCGAUGCGUGAGUGGUGUUUCGCUAGACUCACAUAGCGGAUUAGGCUACUAUGUCAAAUAUUUUAGAAGCAUCGCGGAUGUACGGAUAUAAAUCCCGUCCAAAAGAAUUAUUUUUAUUUCGGUUCUAUGUAUGAACGUCCUAAUAAUCUUGAGUUACGGUUUUGUAAAGAUGAGGCAUUCAACUUAAGUCCUAAUUGGACCCAGCCGGAACGACUCUGGCAGGUCGAGAACUGUGUGGUCUGUGGACGGAGAGAGGUCAUGACGCGCAGAAACUCAGACAUCCACGUCUUAUUUACCUCCGGAGAGACAUCGGACAACGACUGUGAAAUGGGGGAAAGUUGUGUCGAGAGAGAUGGAGUGUGUCUGUGUGAGAUUAGACCUUGUUCACUGUACGCCGAAGCACACACACACACACUGCUGGACACAUUAACCUGUGAGCACUGUGGUAAAAACAGGGUGGCGAUUACCAGGUAUUCAGAAGGCUAUGGCACAGAGGAGGAAUGUGUUUUGUCCGAUCCUCAGGGAGAAAGCGAUGCAGAUGCUGACAUAGAAGAUGCAGACUGCAGACUGCAGGAGCCAGGUUCUCUCCAGCGAAUCAGCUCACGGAGACGCAGACGACCACGAGUCACACGGCAGGAUACAACGGAGAGCGAGGAUGACGGUGGGCGGAGCCACAGGUCCCAUCGCUGGAACCUCAGACUCAGUCCUCACCGGGCUCACGGCAGGACCAUUCAGGAGGAGAGUGUGUCCCAGGUCAGACCGCUGGUAAUAUGUCAGCCCAGUGUUGGAGAAGGCCAGAAGGCCCCCGUAGAAACCUCCGAAAGACCCAGGUGGCUGAUGUCCUUGAGGCCCUCAAGUCUCUCACUCUCGUUUAUCCUCCUCCUCUCUCUCCCCUCUCUCUCUUUCCUUAGUCAUUGUUCUCAUGUCUUUCUUUCUGCCGUCGGCCGGUGCUUGACCAAACUGUACGUUCGUUUGUGUUGUUUGUGUCUGAUGCGAUUUCUGUCACGAUGGUGAGACAGGCAGCCUGUGCUACUCCACCCUUUAUUUUGUCCACCUAUCUUCUCGCUUUUUGAUUGGCAUGCUUUUAUUGUCUCUCUUCUUCUCUAUCUCUGGCGUUUUCUCUCUUUUUCCUCUUUCUCCGUCUUUUUCUCCCUCUCUCCCCCCUCGUUUGUAAAAAUAGACCUCUCGGCUCGCUGCCUCAUACUAAGCAGAGAGGGUGUGUGAUACGGAGGAGGAAGGGUUAGAAUGUCGCGCACGGAUGGUGUGGUUUGGCUCAAUGGAAAAUAUGUAAAUAACUGAACUAUGCAAUCCUCUCUAUCUCCCUCCCUCCCUCCCUUUCUCUCUCUCUCU